CGGGAAAGCCAUCAUCGCCGACAGUUAUUAUUAUGUGAAUCUACACAAUACGGCGCCACCAUAACUAUACAAGGUACAUGCCAUCAAUAGCAGUGAGUGGCGUUGUUCUCUGCACUGGCUAUGGAGGGUACCGGGAGCGAUCCACCUCGCAAGCGGGAGAGGUCGGACUUCUCGCACAUGCCCCCCUCCAAACGCGCGUUGAUGAUGUCGCAGAGUGGUAGUUCUAAUUCUCCUAAGCGUAGCUCACCUACAGCAUCGAAGAAGAACGCAAAGAAUUCAACCAGCACAAACACGGCAGAAAAGAGAGAUGUAAAUCACGAGGUUAAAAGUGAAAGUGGUGCACCUGGUGUUAAGCGCGAAGACAGAGUCAAGCUGAGUAGUAGGUCGGUGACUGGACUGGAAGAUAUGCCCCAGGACGCCACCCCAGAGGAACCAGAAGAAUGGGCGGGCAUAGACAUCGGCACACACAAGAAAAAGCAACUGGUAUUAAAGAUCGGAUUCCAGAAAACUGAGUUACAGGCAGCGGAGACACGGUACAAGAUGCAGGUCAAGAAGGUGAACCGUUUAGAACACGCCGUGGGGGUGAUUGAAGGCCACUGGGAAUCCUUGAGCAUGGACCUGUUAGCGCAAUACGCAAAAAUCAAUCCUAAGGCCACGCCUGAAGACCUGGAGCCAGACAAGUAUUCCAACGCCGUCAGCAAGUACAUUGGCGAGCUCAAGCUGCAUGAAGGCACAGACAAUAUGCGAGAGGACGUGUUGCUUGGUAAAUGCACCGCGAGUCGUGACCUUGUGGCGCAGAUCAUCACACAGAUAGAGGAGCAGUCGCUGGCCAACUACAAGCUGUACGAGCUGCUACGGGAACAAUUUGAAGACGCUGAGGCAUUCGAUACCAUCCGCAAAGACAACGAACAACUACACACCCACAACCGCACACUGCGCGAGCAAGUCAACGCGUUUGAGGCCAAGACACGCCACGCCAUAGAAGAGCUGCACCGCGUCAGAGAGGUCACCACGGCCGCCGAAAACGGCAAGGAAGGGUAUGAGCAGCGCAUAGACACUCUGCUGGACGAGAAGGAGACGCUGUACCGACAGGUCAGGAAGCUCACGCAGCAGAUCAAGGAUGACGCCGACGCCAGAGGCAGGGAACGCGACACGCAGGCCAAGCACGACGCCGAUGCACGCGCAAUCAAGCACGACAACGCCGAUGUCGACACCAAAGACACGAAGACGGGCAGCGACACUGCUACUCUCGCCUCCGACGAAAUGCAGCAGAAAUACACAGACGCUCUGCAAGAGAGUGCCAAACGCCUAGCCGAGAUAGAACAACUGAGGACAGAACGGUCCAAAAUCAUGACGGAAUUGGACAGGCUGCGGGUGGUGAAAGUACCGGAGAAGCAGAUCACGGGCAGUCCCAGGUAUCGCGUGGUGCUGGCGCAGUUGGCGGCGGUGUCCAAGCAGCUAACCGAUCUCACGCGCACAUACGAGCGCGCCCAGACCGAAGUGCAGCAGAUGACCACCAACCGACGCACCGACUUUGAAAUGGGCGAGGUUGCGUUGAUGGACUUGCGUGAGAAACAUGCAAAGGAAAUACUCCAGCACGAGCAAGAGAUGGCUCUGUGCCGCCAGGAACGCGACAAGUUCAGGAGGAAUUGCGAACAGCUGACACACACCAAGCAGGCCGAAUUCACCAAGACAGCCACCACAGACCUGAUCAAGAGCAUGCAGUCUGCCACCAACAUAAUGAUGAGCGACUUACAAAAGACGCGUGAAAGCAAAGAGAAGAAGAAUGCCGAAUUAGAAGACAAACUCAGCAAACCCACCAGCACCACAAAUAGUAAUAGUAAAGACCAAUCGCGUGCCAGUGGCAGCGCCAGCGCAUCAUCGCGAGAGAUAGAGAAGCUGCAGGAGCAGUUGCGAAUAGAAAAGAACAAGGUAAACGAAGUAAACACGUUGUUGACUGUCUAUAAGUCGACAUCUAAACUCAAGGACAGCACGCGCGACGCUCUGGUGGCCGAGCGCAAAUUAAUAGACCAGGUCAAUGAUCUCAAGAAACGACUGUACAAAUGUAAGGAGGAGGAGAGGGACAGGGGCUCAGGCAAACUCGACAAGGCCACCGAAAAGGCCCUCAAACAGACCAUCCAGGACAAGGAUGAAGAAAUAACUAUUUUCAUGAACGAAAUGGAAUCUAUCAGCAAAUCCUAUUAUGAAGUGCAAGAACACAAUGUACGAUUACUCGAACAAAUCACCAAUCUGGAAGACAACAACGUAGUGUUGCUAUCGUCAAUGAACAAAACGGAAGCGAGUGUCAAGUUACUGAACGAAGCGAAGAGCGAAGCCGACAACAAGGCUCUCCAACUCAAACACACCGUGGACACGUCGCACGCAUUAGUCAGCGCACUCGAGGAACGAAUCAAGAGCAUGAAAGACCAAAUAACAAUAUUAGAGAAGGACUCGUGGACCAAACAACAGGCCCUGGACAUCCACAAGAAGAAGUCCGUUGAGGCGCUGCAAGCGGAGUGCGAAGUCAAGCUGCUCCUCGCCCAGGAGAAAGCACGCGCCGACGAAUUAGAUAAACUCGUUCAGACCAAGAAUGAGGAAAUACAGACCAUCGAGCAUCAAAAGAACCGCCUCCAGGAGAAAAAGAAUAAGCUGGAGAAGCAGUUAAAUCGAACCGGACCAAAUGGAGAAUCCGAUGAAGUUAGCGAAAGAGAUGUCCUCGAGGAAGAGAUUAAGUCUUUGAAGGAGUUGGUUAUGUGCACACUUUGCAAGAGGAGGAAAAAGAACACCAUGCUAACCAAGUGCCAACAUGUGUUCUGCAAUGUUUGUAUCACGGAUCGGUACGAGUCUCGUCAAAGGAAGUGUCCGAACUGCCUGGACCCUUUUGGCGCCAAGGACAUCACCAGCAUGUAUUUGUUCUAGUUUACAGCCACUCCGUAAAAGUAGCGAUGUACUCGUCGAGCUCGUGCGAAUUCCCGCCAUCGGUCAUGGUUAUGAGCUCUCCAGAAGAGAUUUAUACCAAUUGCUAACGUCUGAAUCAAGGCAUAUAUAAAGUCAGUCAAAGCGAUUGUAAGCACAUUACCCAAAGUAGUGUAGUGUAGACUUUCAACUGCAAUAUAUCGAAUACUGUUGUUGAAAAAAAAAUGUGGCUCAUCGAUAAUCAAUUUGCAGUAACUGCAACCAGAGCGUUAAAAUGAUCAUCACAC
Sphaeroforma arctica JP610 is the source of this 3203-nucleotide messenger RNA. RefSeq lists its product as hypothetical. Gene Ontology annotation, molecular function: metal ion binding; ubiquitin protein ligase activity. Gene Ontology annotation, cellular component: nucleus; HULC complex. The transcript is spliced from 14 exons. NCBI's taxonomy places the organism in Eukaryota, Ichthyosporea, Ichthyophonida. The coding region runs from base 121 to 2919 and encodes 932 amino acids. The record is from RefSeq and is a predicted model, not a curated record.